Molecule: messenger RNA, 750 nt
Organism: Durio zibethinus
Lineage: Eukaryota; Viridiplantae; Streptophyta; Magnoliopsida; Malvales; Malvaceae
Source: RefSeq, a predicted model, not a curated record
AUGAUUAAGCAGUUUGAUAAUGAUGAGUAUGCAGAUUCAGACUAUUCAGAAUACUCAGAUAAUUUCACAGAUGAUCAAUUCACAGCUUUCUUUAAUACUAGUGCAGCCCAAACAAUAGCAAACCUCCUUGUCUUACCCAAACACUUUUGGACCAAACAGGAAACCAUCUUCAAAACCGCUGAUGUAAAUGUAUUUUCUACAGACUUUGUUAGCAACCCUAUUACCCUUCAAAUCUUUCCAAGAUGUCAAAUAACUCAAAAGAUUUUAGGAUUUCCACUUCUCCAGAAAGACCUUGUUAUUGGUUUUGAUAUCAUUACUAGUAUACCAAGUUUAAAGCUUAGUGGAAAAGAUGAUAAGUUCUUUUUUCCAGACAGAAAAACUUUGUUUACAAAUUUGGCAAAUGCAAAAUGGACAAUAAUUCUUUUUGGAUUAAAAGUUGUUCUUUCACUGUUCCAAAAAGCCAUGACCAAGAUAUUUGCUCCAAUUCUUGAUAAUACCUUGAUUUACAUUGAUGACAUCUUACUGUUCUCUCUUGAUGACACCUCUCAUGCACAGUUAUUGAAUAAGUUCCAGAGCAUUAUUCAAAAGUAUGAGAUAAUGCUUUCAAAGAAAAAGAUGAUCAUUCGUGCUACAGAAAUUGAUUUUCUAGGCAUGCAUCUUAAAGAUGGUCAGUACAUUGCUCAACCUCAUAUUGCUCAGUCACUUGCAGAUUUCUCUGAUGAAAAUCUUUCAAAGAAGCAAAUCCAGUAA